Andrographis paniculata is the source of this 3718-nucleotide messenger RNA. Its product is annotated as kinesin-like protein NACK1. NCBI's taxonomy places the organism in Eukaryota, Viridiplantae, Streptophyta, Magnoliopsida, Lamiales, Acanthaceae. Gene Ontology annotation, molecular function: microtubule motor activity; microtubule binding; ATP binding. Gene Ontology annotation, biological process: microtubule-based movement. The record is from RefSeq and is a predicted model, not a curated record. The transcript has 15 exons. The coding region runs from base 345 to 3341 and encodes 998 amino acids.
UCAAAAAACACAUAGCCUUGCUCAGACACCGAUUACACCCAUCUUUAUUAUCUUCUCUGGUCUCUCCAAUAUUCUCUAUCUGCCGCUCUCUCUCUCUCUCUCUCUCUCUCUCUCUCUCUCUCUUUCACUUGCGCACUAUCUCUGUCUCUCUCGCCUUUGAUUUUGCUACGACUCGGAAUUAUCUCAGAAAAAGUUUGGCCGACUAUCGGAAGUCCACCUGUUCCUCAAUUUUGGUGUACAGAAAGCUGCAGAUCUGAUAAUUCGUUGUAGCCUCCUGCAAGAGGCAGGUUGUGCCUGUGACAGAAAUCCUACACUUCGUUGGACAGUAUAAUCCUCUGAUAAAGAUGACAGUCAGAACUCCAGGCACACCGGCUUCGAAAAUCGACAGAACAGCAGCAACGACCACACCAGGGGGUAACAGAGAAAGGGAGGAGAAAGUUCCAAGCACACCAGCCUCAAAGAUUGACAGGACAACACCAGCAACCACUCCAGGGGGCCACAAAGCGAGGGAGGAGAAAAUUGUGGUAACGAUACGGCUAAGGCCCCUAAACAAGAGGGAGGAAUCGUCGAAAGAUCAGGUAGCCUGGGAAUGCCCUGACGAUCAUACCAUUGUGUACAGACCUAGCCAACAUGAACGGACAGCUCAACCAUCAUCUUUCAUGUUUGAUAAAGUAUUCGGUCCUGAAAGCUCGACUGACAGUGUAUAUGAAGAUGGAGUGAAGACCGUUGCUUUAUCUGCUCUCAUGGGGAUAAAUGCAACCAUAUUUGCCUACGGACAAACCAGCAGUGGAAAAACUUACACAAUGAGAGGAAUUACUGAGAAAGCAGUUCAUGAUAUAUACAUGCAUAUAAUCAAUACACCGGAACGAGACUUCAAGAUAAAAAUAUCCGGCCUUGAAAUCUACAACGAGAAUGUCAGGGAUCUACUGAAUUCAGAAUCCGGUCGUAAUCUGAAGCUCCUCGAUGAUCCAGAGAAAGGAACUGUUGUUGAGAAAUUAGUAGAAGAAACCGCGAAGGAUGACCAACAUUUGAAACAACUGAUCCAAAUUUGCGAUGCUCAAAGACAAGUCGGAGAAACUGCUCUUAACGAUACUAGCUCAAGAUCGCACCAAAUAAUAAGACUGACAAUUGAAAGUACUCUCCGAGAAAAUUCAGAUUGCGUACGAUCGUACGUUGCAAGCUUGAACUUUGUAGAUUUAGCCGGAAGCGAAAGGGCCUCGCAGACAAACGCCGAGGGCACCCGGCUUAGAGAAGGCUGCCAUAUCAACCUCAGCUUGAUGACUCUUACAACUGUGAUCAGAAAGCUAAGCGUCGGUAAAAGAAGCGGUCACAUACCGUAUCGCGACUCCAAGCUCACGCGCAUACUGCAGCAUUCGUUGGGAGGAAAUGCUCGUACAGCUAUCAUAUGUACAUUGAGUCCAGCAUCGAGUCACGCCGAGCAAUCUCGUAACACUCUCUUUUUCGCUAGUCGAGCCAAGGAAGUGACCAACAACGCUCAUGUGAAUAUGGUAGUUUCUGAAAAACAGCUAGUAAAGCAUCUGCAGAAGCAAGUAGCUCGGCUGGAAGCCGAGCUAAGAACACCCGAUCCAUCAACCGAGAAAGACGCCAGAAUUCUUCAGAUGGAGAGGGAAAUCGAAGAACUCCGGCGCGAAAGAGAUCUAGCCCAAUCGCAGGUGGACGAAUUGCGUAAAAAGCUCGGCAACGAACAGCGACUGAAAAUCUCCGAGUCCCCGGCUCCUAUUGCAAAGAAAUGUCUCUCCUUCUCGACAACUUUACUACCAAAGUUCGACGGAACGGAGAUAAGUCAUCGCGACAAGGCGAGAAACACAAUGGUAAGGCAGUCGAUGAGGCAAUCAUCAGCCACGCCGUUCACGCUGAUGCACGAAAUCCGUAAACUCGAGCAUCUUCAAGAGAAGUUAGGCGAAGAAGCCAACCGGGCCCUCGAGGUGCUACAGAAGGAGGUUGCAUGCCAUCGUCUCGGUAAUCAAGACGCGGCCGAGACAAUCGCUAAGCUACAGGCGGAGAUAAAGGAAAUGCGCGUCGCCGAGCCUCGAAGCCGAGAAAUCGACGUCGAAGUCGAAGCCGUCGUCCCUGUCAACAAGAGUGUGAGCGCGAACCUUAAGGAAGAGAUCACUCGACUCCAUUCGCAGGGAAGCACCAUAGCCGAUCUCGAGGAGAAGCUCGAAAAUGUCCAGAAGUCCAUUGACAAGCUCGUAAUGUCCCUUCCGACAAACUGCGAUCAGACGUCGUCGAAAGACGCAAAUUUGAAGGCCAAGAGCCCCGUGAAGAAGAAGAAGCUCCUCCCGUUGGCGUCUAGCAAUAGUCUCAAUAAGCACAGCUUCAUAAAAUCGCCGUGCUCGCCGCUGUCCUCCUCCCGACAAGUGGCGAACGCUGAGAUCGAAAAUAGGGACCCAUUGUUUGACGACGCUACAUCGAUCGAAACGCAGGCGAUCUCAGACAAAGAGAGCACUCCCACAAAGAGCGAAGGCGGCGGCGACGCGUCGUCGAAGGAGAACACUCCGUAUCGACGCUCGAGUUCUGUGAACAUGAGGAAAAUGCAGAAGAUGUUUCAAAACGCAGCCGAAGAGAACGUAAGAAGCAUCAAAGCUUACGUAACUGAGCUGAAAGAACGCGUCGCAAAGCUUCAAUACCAGAAACAGCUCCUCGUCUGCCAGGUUCUCGAGCUUGAAGCGAACGAAGCUGCCGGAUACAAUCUCGACGAAGAAGGCGAGACGGAACCCGAGAUACAAGAGUUGUCGUCGCCAGCUUCAUGGCAGUUGUCGUUCAAGGAUCAGAUGCGGCAGAUAAUCGAUCUCUGGGACGUCUGCUUAGUCUCGAUCAUUCACCGCACGCAAUUCUACCUCCUCUUUAAGGGCGACCCGGCAGAUCAAAUCUAUGUCGAAGUCGAACUUCGACGCUUGACAUGGCUGCAAGAGCACCUAACCGAGAACGGCGACGCAACCCCUGCACCAGGCGGGAACAACGAGCCCGCCAUCUCUAUAUCAUCGAGCAUCAAGGCAUUGAAGCGGGAACGAGAGUUUCUUGCGAAGAGGCUGUCAACUCGUCUGACAGCCGAAGAACGGGAGAUUCUGUACAUGAAAUGGGACGUACCGUUGGAGGGGAAACAGCGGAGGAUGCAGUUCAUAAGCAAGCUCUGGACGAAUCCCCACGACGAAAGGCAUGUGCAAGAGAGCGCCGAGAUAGUGGCGAAGCUUGUCGGGUUCUGCGAGGGCGGGAGAAACCUGUCGAAGGAGAUGUUCGAGCUCAACUUCGUGCUGCCUUCCGAUAAGCGCCACUGGUUCGUCGGAUGGAAUCAGAUAUCCGAUCUUCUCCAUCUCUAAAAAAAAAAUACAAACGACGCAAUGGACAGAACACAUUCAUUCUUUGUGUAAGUAUCAACAAUACUCUCACCUCGCUUCGCUAUCACUUAUUUCUCGGUUAUUUACAACGAGCUGCAUGCCGAGCUCCUAGCUUCUUGGAGUCGGGAAGUUCGACGGCGAGACGACGAGAGAUAAUUCCUUCCCAUUGGUCUUUGUUUUGGGACACUGCAUUUCCAUCCAUUCGUGCAUCUUUACGAAGGAGAGUUUUAUUCUAAUGUUGUUUACUAGUUAACAAAUCUAUAUAUGAUAAAGUUGUUAUUUUUCCAUAGCUAAUUCCUCACUGAUUGCUGCUGCUACAUUUUGGUUGGAAUUUGUGGAUCCAUUGCAAUAAAAGUAGA